GGUAUACAUUGUGAAAGCGGUUUAUUAAAAUAUCAUGGUAAAAAAUGAUAAAAAUAUUUUCAUCAAAUUCUAUAAUUUCCAAUUUCAUUAUAAACAAAGGACUAGUAUCUAUAACAACAGCAAGACUGCAUAACGCCUCUCAAGUAAAAAUGUCAACUUCUGGUGAGUUUGUGGAAGGUGUUGUUUGCAAGGUAUCCGAUAUACAAGAAAAUGAACUCAAAACGUUUCCAUUAAAGAUUGGAGAAGUCCUUCUUGUGAAGCAAAAUAAUGUUAUUAGUGCAUUAGGUUCAAAAUGUACACAUUAUGGAGCUCCGCUUGUAAACGGGGCCCUUGGCAAUGGAAGAAUUAGAUGCCCUUGGCAUGGAGCGUGUUUUAAAUUAUCUACUGGAGAUAUUGAAGAAUUUCCAGGUUUAGAUUCACUUCCGUGUUAUCAAGUUACUAUUGAAGAUGAAAAUGUGAAAGUUAGAGCUAAAAAGAGCGAUUUGAUUUCCAAUAAACGCAUUAAACCUAUGGGAGGAAAACUUGCGACAACGGAAGAGUCUAUUGUUAUUAUUGGAGGAGGACCAGCAGCUGAAGCUUGUGCUGAAACUCUCAGACAAGAAAAAUUUGGGGGGUCCAUUACUAUGAUCUGUAAAGAAAAUUUCGUACCAUAUGAUAGAGCAAGAUUAAGCAAAGAAAUGGGAUUAGACAUAAAUACUGCAGUGUUCCGAAAUGAGGACUUUUAUCGAAAAUAUAACAUAGAUAUAUUAAAAGACAUCGAUGCGACAAAGGUGGACACUAAUAAGAAAAUAGUGUGUUUGAGGAACAACACAAAAGUUCCUUAUACUAAGUUGUUCAUUGCAACAGGAAAUAGACCAAGAAGACCCUGCACUUCUGGAUGUCAUUUGAAGAAUGUGAUAGUGUUGAGAACAUACGAAGAAGCUAAAGAAACAAAUGCAAUACUUUCAAAGGACCAAGAAGUGGUUAUUAUAGGAAGUAGCUUCAUAGCAAUGGAGGUAGCCGAAUAUUGUAGGGAUAAAGUAAAAAAAAUAUCUGUAGUGAUGCGUGAUGAUGUACCUUUCAAGCCAGUUUUAGGUCCCAUGAUAGGAGAAGCGGUAAUGAAGCUCUUUAAAAAGAAUGGUGUUCAUUUUAUCCCGAAAAUGACAAUAGAUGCAAUCAAUGGUACCGAGAAAGUGGAAGGUGUAAAAUUACAUGACGGUACUAUUCUACCAGCGGAUCUCGUAAUAUUAGGAACAGGCAGUAACCCCAAUACGGAUUUUUUGAGAAGUUCCAACCUCCAAUUAAAGGAAAAUGGGACAAUUGAAACAAAUGAAUAUCUAGAGAGUUCAGUUUCUGAUGUAUUUGCUGGAGGGGAUAUAGCUUUGGCGCCUGUGUGGUGUAGAUAUAAUAUCAAGGCAUCUAUUGGUCACUUUGGAUUGGCAGAAUACCACGGCAGAAUAGCAGCUUUAAACAUGAUUGGCAAAAAGACCGAGUUAAAGACGGUACCGUAUUUUUGGACAAAAUUGGGACCACUUAGCAUACGGUAUUGCGGCUUUGGUGUUUAUGAUGACAUAAUAUACACUGGAGACGUAGCAAAUUUAAAAUUUGUUGCAUUUUAUCUGGAGAAUGAUGAGGUUAUAGCUGUAAGUUCUUGUGGCAUGGACCCAUAUGUUUCUAAAUUUGCCGAAUUAACAGCUCAAGGAAGAAAACUCAAGAGGGAAGAUCUCGGUUUUGAUAUCUUCGGGUGGGCAAAAUAAAUAAGAAAUUAAUACAUAAUCUAGAUUGUUAGUAAAAAUAUAAUAAAGUCAUAAAGCCAUUAA
Molecule: messenger RNA, 1799 nt
Organism: Diabrotica virgifera virgifera (western corn rootworm)
Lineage: Eukaryota; Metazoa; Arthropoda; Insecta; Coleoptera; Chrysomelidae
Product: apoptosis-inducing factor 3-like
Exons: 7
Coding region: 45-1736 (563 amino acids)
Cellular component (GO): cytoplasm
Molecular function (GO): oxidoreductase activity, acting on NAD(P)H; flavin adenine dinucleotide binding; 2 iron, 2 sulfur cluster binding
Source: RefSeq, a predicted model, not a curated record